Messenger RNA from Rhodamnia argentea, 1742 nucleotides. RefSeq names its product protein disulfide isomerase pTAC5, chloroplastic. Lineage: Eukaryota; Viridiplantae; Streptophyta; Magnoliopsida; Myrtales; Myrtaceae. Gene Ontology annotation, molecular function: heat shock protein binding. The record is from RefSeq and is a predicted model, not a curated record. Bases 1 to 1437 code for a protein of 478 amino acids. The transcript has 7 exons.
AUGGGGGAGACUCUGCGCACUGGGGCCUUGUCGGAUUUACUGACGGACAUCGGGAAGCAGCUGAGAUUGUCCGUGGCUAGUUAUAUUGUUGAUCUCGCUAGAGAUGCAAGUGAGAUGAACGUGGACAAACCACCGAGAGCUUUUUUGUCCUCCUCCCUCUUCAUUUCUGCUAUCAAAAACCUCCGACAAAUAUCCUCUGCAGUCUGCUCUGCCCCCAAUCUCCUCCUCCUUCAACCUCCCCUCGCUCCAUCUUCUCUGCAAAAUCUCUCUCUCUCUCUAAUGUCUUCUUCUUCUCCAUCCUGCUCUCUGAACCCCACCACAGUCUCUCUUCAUCCCAAACCCCACCACCACCACGCAUCCUCCCUCACCUUCCCAGUCUCCAAACCCUCAUCUCUCUGCCUCUUCCCCAAGGCCCACCGCCACCUCCGUGUCCUCUCGGCAUCUCCCGGCAGCCCCGACUACGGGCUCGAGGAGUCCCGCUGGCUCCGGGAGGAGCAACGGUGGCUGCGCGAGGAGCAGCGGUGGCUCCGCGAGGAGCAGAGGUGGGCCCGCGAGAGGGAGUCCCUCCUCGGCGAAAUCGCCGGGCUGAAGCUCCGGGUUCAGGCCCUAGAGCGCGAAGUUCAGAUUCCGGGGGGCGAUCCGGGGGAGGUGGCGAACAUGGCCGCCCUGUUGCGGGCGUUGCAGGAGAGGAAUUUGAUAGCGGGGAGCGGGUCGAGCGCGAGUCCUUUGGUAUUGGAGGAGAAAAAGGAGGAAGAGGCGGUGGAGGAGAAAGCCGUGGGGGUUUCGCAAGGUGAAGCUAAAGAGGAAGAGAGCGAGAGUGAGGAGAGGAAGAAGAUGAGGAGGAGGGCACUGAGAGUAGGAGCUGAAGGAGAUGAGGUUCGAGCAAUGCAGGAAGCGCUUCAGAGGUUGGGAUUUUACUCGGGUGAAGAUGACCUGGAGUAUUCCACCUUCUCCAGCGGAACUGAGCGAGCUGUGAAAACUUGGCAAGCCUCAGUAGGUGCCAAAGAAGAUGGGGUAAUGACUGUAGAACUUUUGGAAAGGCUAUACUUCGGGAAAGAAGAUGGUGCAAAUGGAGCUGCAGCUUUAUCGGUGACAGAAAUGUCGGAAAUUCAGCAGACGCUUGUUAAACAAACUGAUUCAGAAGUCGAAGUAUCUCAACAUCGAGUCUUUCUACUUGGUGAGAAUCGUUGGGAGGAACCCAAAAGACUCGCCGGCAGAAAUAGACAAGAUAGUGAAAGCAAGAGUGGCAACAAAACGACAAAGUGCCUCGCUUGUAGAGGAGAGGGUCGCGUAAUGUGCACAGAAUGCGAUGGGACAGGGGAGCCAAACAUUGAACCACAGUUCAUGGAAUGGAUAGAUGAGGGAGCAACAUGCCCUUAUUGUGAAGGCCUCGGUCAUACAAUUUGCGACGUUUGCGAGGGGAAAACUGUGGUUUAGGCAGCAAUACUCAGUUUUGCUUAGUCCUUUCAGUUAUAUAGAGCAUCUUUUAUACGGAUGUAUUAGCUCCUGCCGAGCAAGCAUCAGUCGCUAUAGUAGACAGUAUCAUUGUCGAACUCAAGCUAUGGCUUGGCUCUGUGCUUUAUGACUGAUUCAAAGCCUAACAUCGAGCCUUGAUGAAGUCGUUUUUUGGGUUUCGAUGUAGAAUUGCUCGGGCACGUCGUGACGUCUAUUUUCAACUAAUUGUUCAGCUUGAACCUUCUCUGAACCAGGAGAAACAAAAGGGACGAAAUCGUUCUAAAAGU